AUGGACCUACUCAAGGUCAAGGCCAUGUUUGAGCAUCCCGUCACAGGCUUGUCGAAAUGCAGCCUUGAGCGUAUUAUCAGUGACAUUAGACACCUGCCAAUCACUGUAUUCCUUAACAGCUUCAUCCCUGCGCCUAGAGAUAUUGAGCGGGCUCAGACCCCUCGGAUCAGCAGCCGUUUUGGUAGCAGUAAUGUCUAA
Penicillium pulvis is the source of this 198-nucleotide messenger RNA. RefSeq lists its product as uncharacterized. The transcript has a single exon. The coding region runs from base 1 to 198 and encodes 65 amino acids. Lineage: Eukaryota; Fungi; Ascomycota; Eurotiomycetes; Eurotiales; Aspergillaceae. The record is from RefSeq and is a predicted model, not a curated record.